Messenger RNA from Schistosoma spindalis, 5624 nucleotides. The record is from the annotation of a GenBank genome assembly. Lineage: Eukaryota; Metazoa; Platyhelminthes; Trematoda; Strigeidida; Schistosomatidae.
GAUAUUAACAUGUCUUAUCUUUUACUUCCGUCUAGGACUGAUCAUUUGAGAGGACAUUAGAAAAACGUUCAAAAACCGAGAUCAAAUCGUUUACGUCUGGAGUUUCGUUUCUCGCACCGAGUAUUGAAUUAAUGGAAUUCUCUACCAAAACACGUAAUGCCAUCACCUUCUGUUUAUAUAUUCGAAACGAGAUUGGACCUCCACAGUAUUAAAAACUGCAAUGAUUAAUAUAGGUCGAUAGACUUCACAUCUUUAUUAGUGAAGACAGAUUUGUCAAAAUUUCUUCUUUCCUCUUUCAUUUUUAAUAUAUCUAGGCUCCUACACGGAGGCAUCAGUGGUGCAUUACUGCUAGAUACGGAAGCCCAUUAAACGAACGCUUCUUCCAUUCCGUCCAGAACCAUUUGAACCAUUUGCUGAAGAAGAGCAUUUGCGUGGGAGAUUUAUCUUCACAAGGUCGUGCCCAAUGUUGACCCUCAUACUUUCGUUUUUAUUGUCGCCAGUUUCAGCUUUAGAUAUCUCUGGUUACACGCUUGAACAUAGGUUCGGGGAGAAUGGGGUUUUCAGUCAAAUGGAUGGAACUUCGAUCAAAUCAUCAUCUGGAGUUCUAAAUUUAGUUUCCGGGGGUCACGUCUUUUCAACUGAUGAAAAACAACAGUUGCAGGAGUCUGCAAAUGCGGGAUACAUGUAUAGCAUUCGUAUACCUGUUAAAAACGAAGAAUAUAUUGAAGCUUCGAUUCGUUCGUGCCAAAUUAUUGCCUCUAGGAUGAGAUUGAAGCUCACUGUUAGCGUUAAUGACGCUGGGGAUCCAAUUGCAAUACAUAUGAGCACUCCGAAGUAUGAUUGCUCAUAUGACAUUCCUGAGAGUUUUAUGGACCUCCCAGAUUUAUCCAUUAGUUUGGCGUUACAAAAACCAAAAUUAGGACCAAGUCCUGAAACUGCAAAGUAUCUAGAGAAACUCGAGAAGCAACGCGAGGAGAUGGCUCGUGCUGAGCAAAGUGACAAUCGUUCUUUCUUUGCUAAAUAUUGUGUUUAGCACAUCCUCUGUUACUAGAUCCUCUAACGGUGUUCGUUGUUAUUUGUUUCAGAGGAAAGGAACUAAGGCUUUUUAAAUUUUUGAAGAAUGUCACGCAUAAAUUCUGCAUAUCGUCUUGUCAUCCUAUCAAGUACAGAAUCUUAUAUGUAGGUGCACUGUAACUAGAGUCAUUCUGAGCUUUUUUUAUCUACUCUCCACUAUGCUUGGACUAGACAACCUGUCCAACCAUUUGUUCAUGUAUAUAAAUUUGUCAGAGUUUCGCUAUGCUAUGAAUGAAAAAGUAAGCUUCAACAAAGUUAACUGCUGCUUAUCGAAUUCAUGGUCAGAGUAAACGAUAAGCGUGACUGUAGUGACCGAAACAUUUCUACUUCAAUAGUAAGUGGUUGUACUGGAUCUCAGUUGUGCAUUCUGUUGUUUAGGCCGGAACCCAAUUAAAGUCUCAUAAUGAAAAACGUUUAAACUUGACGUACAUCAAUUCCAGUUGCCAUACCACAUUAGCACAGAGUUUCAGUUAUCGAUUCAAAUCCCGUAGUGGAAGAGGUAGUGAUAGGGAACAUUAGGGUUUGAUGAUGUUAUUUAAGGAUUAUCGUCCAGUGGAAUAGAUUUGGAAAAAAAAAAGGACAUGAAGAAUACAGAAGAUUAGAGUUUGAGAGAACACAGAGAGUGGAUGCACCUGCGCCAUUGCAAACGAUUUUGAGCCAUGUCAUUCAAAGUCUCUAACCAUCGGUUGCUAUGAUCUCGCGGUCCCCAACCAAGUAGUCUACAUCUACCAACAUGGCUCAAUCCACUUGUCAGUGACUUCAUGGAUUUGUGCCAUGUUUUGGUCUGGCCGCCCCUAGCUUUCUUCCAACCUACUACACCAGGAAACAUAGCACGUCGGGGCAGUCGGUAGUCCAUAUUAGGUAUGUUAAUUUUAAAAAUUUUUAGUGCUACUGAUCUAGCUCCAUGUAGUCAUCAAUAUAAAGUACCAAUGCUAUGUUUGUUAGUAAGAAACCCUUGUGGAUUACUGCUAAUUAGGAGAAUCAGAUCUUCAGACCUAGACGAUUUGGUUUCGAUUCCUAAAGUUUCUGAAAAUAUCCUCAGAUGCUCAUUUUGAACUGUGAAAUAAAAAAAAUGGAUAGAUAAGUUUGUUUCGUGAUUAGUGAUGCUUGCGUCCACAAAUUAAAGCAGUUCAGAAAACAACCCAAUAUUCACAUUUUUUAAACACCAAAAGAUUUUGGUCGUAGUCGAAAAUGUGUUUUGAUGUAGCAAGUACCUUUACUGUUUAUUGUUUCAAAAAAGUUUCAUCAUCUAGGUUAUUCUUGGCGGAAUCAAUUCACUGUCAUACAUGACUUCUUCGUUUCUAGUCUUUCACUUAUUUAAACUUCGUUUUCACACGUCUUAAGUAACUUUCUCUCUUGAACUUUCUCUGCCUUGCACCUGUAUAGUGGGUGUUGUUUAUAGUGCCCUGCAACAAAGUUUCAAGAUCUCAACUUGCAAUGAGUGCUUGGUUGUUUUCGAGUUUGACUCUAUAUGUACUCAUAUUUUUACUUUAAAUAAAACUAGAAUACUAUAUACCUUCAACUGUCUCAUAUAACGCAAAAAAAUUAAAUCCGAUUUCAAUGCUUCCUGGUUUAUUCUUAAGUCCCGAGUGUAAGUCAUACAAUAGAAUCUACUCCGAUCUACAAAUACAAUGUUCACUGUUUUGUUUUUAUUGAUAGCUAUAGCCUGUUCGAUUAAAACCUACCGAGUGGGGGCCACCUGCUUUAAAACUUACUGUUCCCAUGAUAUAAGGCCUUUUUGGUUCUCGUGAUGCAAGUCAGCAGGAUGGGUAGUCUUUUCAAGUACUUUGACAAAUAUACUGUUAAAACUAAUCAGUUGGUAUUUAUUUGCCAGAUAUCUAUCUCAUUUUUUAAAAUCAAAACUGGUAACAGCAUCGUCCUAUUACAAUUAGAUGCAGCACAUCAAAUCCCAUUAAGAGCAUAUUUACUUGGCUUACCAUUAAUGCAUUGCUUCUACAAAUAGGCACUAGUUGCUUUCACUCUAGACCUUAGUGUAUAUUGGGUAAUGAAGUUGCUAGUCAAGCUACAAAAAAUAACACGAACUACAGAUGCUCAACCAUUAAGCUCGUGCUCACAACCAAAAGCGUCACAAAUUAAGGGUUUAUAGUGUUUACAAUUAAAUUAACCAUAUAAGGACAGAUACCAAUAAUAAACUCCCUUAGCUGAUCUGCUUCUGUCACGCAGCAUAUGGCUUUAUCCCGACAAAUCCGUAAUUUCUCGAAGAUCACGUAUAAUACACGUCUCAGUCAUGACUACAUCGGCUGAACAUAACACGUCCAAUGACCACUCUGGUUCACAGAAUUAAAUCUAAGACUACAAACAUGUUCAAAAGCCGUAUACAAGCUUUGUAUCCAAGUGACGUGUUUACACAGGUUUCAGCAUAAUUAGUUUUCAAAGUUUGAUUAUCCUAAAACCCUUUCAAGUUUUAUCUUUCUGUUAUCGUAUGUGAUGUCUCGUUUAGUCAGCCAUUCCUGUCGAUGUUUCUUUAAAUCCGGGCUAUUAGACUUUAGUUAAUGUACAAAUAUGUUUUGUACAAUUAACUUUUUAUCAUUCUAACACUAUAGUUCACUGCAUUAUGAUUGAACUUCAUCUUAUUAUUCUUUGAUUGUUUGUCGCUAUCUGCUUUACUAUAAAAUAAGUUUGUUGAGUUUAUUAUCUUAAAUAAAUGGAAUACACCCAUUGAAACAUUAAAUAAGAAAGAUUAGUUCAGCGAAGAGUUCUCUUUUUGGCGAAUUCAUUUUCAAAGCUGUGCAAUCGCAAAUAUAUGUACUUAUUUUUACAGGAUGAUAAUAGUACUGAUAAUAAACUUGUUAUACAUGGUGACAGUGAGGUUAAAUAAACAAAAGUAUUUAAAAAAAUUUUAAAACAAGGAAAGUUUGAUAAUCGUUUAAUUGUUAAUGGCUUAAAUAUUUAUCAAAACAUAGAUAGGGAAAUUAUAAUUGGGAAAGGAUGGCUCAGCAUGAUAAGAUAAAAUGUUGAAAUUGAGAUUAAAUGUAAUCAGGAGGAUCGUAGAAACAGAAAUAAACCAGUUGGGGGUAGAUUUAAGGGAAAGGUGGAAGGUGAAGCAGAUGGCUGUAAAGGAACAAGAGAAAAAUUUUAAUACAUUAAGACCAAGGUAGAAGAAAAGGCUGUACCAGUCUCUUCUGCACACAUAAUUCUGGUUUUUCCAGAUGUAUGGUUAUUGCUUCGGCGAUGCAAAGAAGAUGCAGUCUAAUUGCCUUAGGAAGACUUCUACUUACCUUGUAGAUGACUUUGAACGCAGAGUCUGUCUGGAUUGAGUGACCUGUGUUCACAAGGUGUUCCAUUAUAGAACUUCUUACUAAGCCGUUGCCUCCUCUUUUUAGCCACGCUGGACAAUGUUCUUGAAUUCUUUUGGAUAAAGUACGCAUCAAACGACCUAUAUACCUAGCUCUACAUGAGCAGGUAAAUUGGUAAAUACACAUUGAGUUGGUCAGAUGCGAUAAUUUAUCUUUCAGAUUAUUGGUAAACAAUGAUCGGCUGGAGAAUAAUAUUCUCAAUUUUGCUGCGGGGAAUGUUCCUUUUAAAGAAUCCGAAAUUCUUCUUUUUAAGACAUAUGUGGCUCUAUCUCCUUUGAAGUCAAUGUUCAUGUAUAGGGUUUUCUUUUCUACUGUAAUUAUUUGCGUUUUUGGCGUUCUCGACCUCAUGUUCUUAUCAAUCAAUAUCGAAGGAUACUCGUUUUUGAUAAGUAUCUCUUUUAAAAAGCCCAGUUCUUCAUCUAAGACUUCGGGGCUACAGAUUCUUCGUAUUCUUGUAGCAAGUGUUAUUAUUAAGUUUCUUUUUCGGAAACAUCAAACUUUAACCGAACUGAUUUAAGAGAUUUAGUGACAAGGCUUAUAUAUAUUAAAUACUUAAUGUUUUUCACUACUACGUUGUUAUUAAUCUUGAUAAUUUCAAAUCAUUGUGAUAUUGUGUCAUAAUUUGAACCGGUUAACAUGUUUUCCAGAAUUUACGUUGCUUAUGGCUGAUCAAUUAAUAAUUUUUCAGUGUUCCGUUCACUAUAGACUAUCAAAAAUAUGGAUCAAGAUAACUAACAGAUCAUUUCGAGUAAGAUCAAGGUAAAAAAAAUUGCAGACUGAUCGACAUUCUCUAUUAGCUCGGUAAUCUGUAUGUUAUUCAAACGUUAGUAGUUACUCAUUGAUAACCAUUCCAUUCAAUUGUCAUCGAACGAUUAGUUUAAAACAAUUGUAAAUUUAAUAAUGGAAUCAUGAUAAGUGAAGGUUCAUUUUUUUCAUCCAGUUAAAUGAUUGACUAAUAAUUAAUUUACAAUACUUCCUAUUUUUUUUCAUUGAUUCCAGUGGACCUACAUUAUUCCAGCGGUUUUCUUAUUUAUUCUAUUCUCCAGUAUGCAAGAUCCUAAUGCAGCUGGAGGAAAUAUUGGAGGUGGUAAUCAACAGUAGACGAAAACUUAAUAGUUAUCGAUCCAUGAUACUGCUUAAGUAUUUUGUAAAUCAUAUUUGGUUUUAACAAUACUUGUAUGUUUAUUUCAUAUGUUAUUUUUCAUUUUGUUAAUAAAGAAUCCUAAUUUGGAA